Rhizopus microsporus ATCC 52813 is the source of this 1357-nucleotide messenger RNA. RefSeq lists its product as uncharacterized. NCBI's taxonomy places the organism in Eukaryota, Fungi, Mucoromycota, Mucoromycetes, Mucorales, Rhizopodaceae. The record is from RefSeq and is a predicted model, not a curated record. The transcript is spliced from 5 exons. The coding region runs from base 29 to 1264 and encodes 411 amino acids.
AUUUAUUACCUAUUCACUCCUUUCUAAUAUGCCAUUUGGAUUGUCAAAGAGGAACACUCUAACUCUUUGUCUGCUGUGCCUAUUUGUGACCUUGUCAUAUCUUUUCUAUAUUACACAAGACGCAAAUAGUCUAUUGUUGAGACAACAGCAAGAGUCACAACAAGGACAAGAUCAAUUGACUGAACUAGAGCAAUUGGUAGAUCAAGAACCUCCUGUAGAAGAGAAUCCAUUGAGACAGUGUAUUUCCAAUACAGAAACAAGAGAUAAUAAAACAUUAACCCAGGAAGAAUGGAAGCAAUGUCUACAUGAAGGAGAAGACCCUUCAUUUUACCUAUCCAUUGUCCUUGUCACUCGCAUGGAUGAUUAUGCUGGUAAUCAACAUCAUCGAUUUCAAAAUUUUAUAGACAGCGCUUAUUUACUUGCCGAACAUUCACAGCAAAAGAUCGAAUUGCUCAUUAUCGAAUGGAACCCUCCAGCAAAUAAACGUAGGGUGCUGGACGCCUUUAGAUUUCGCAGAUCAAAGCAUCUAACUUAUCGUAUCAUUACCAUAUCACCCAAGAUUCACAAUAUACUGCCUAACCUGGGAAAUGCCCCGCUCCAUGAGUUUGAAGGAAAGAAUGUAGGAAUCCGAUUUGCUCGUGGGGAAUACAUUGUUUGUACAAACCAAGACGAUAUUUGGUCUCACAACUUUAUCAAUGCUAUUCAAUCCAAAGUGUUCGAAAAAGAUACCAUUUAUGUACAAUACCAGAGCAGACAUGAUAUACAUGACAAUCUACCACCCAGUAUUGUCAAAUUAGAACCUUUCCCAGAUGACAAGACGUUGUACAAUGCAUGUAAACUUCGAGAACAGGACUGGGGAAACUAUCAAUUGCCUGGACCAUCCACUGUCACAGCUGAGGAUUAUUGGUACUAUGGAGAUCAAGCAGGAGACUUCACAAUGGCUCACAGAGAUACUUGGAAAGAACUCCGAGGCUAUCGUGAAACAGGCGGUGUGGCCUGGGUUGAUAUUGAAUUUAUUCUGACAGCUGUAGGCACGUUUGGUAAAAGAUUGGUGUAUAGUGGUGAUACAUUUACUUGUCAUCAAGAGCAUCCUAAUGAAUGGGAAAAGACACCCGAGAGACAUACAGCGAAAACCAAUGUCGCAGACAUUCUGAAUAACAAAACUUAUUUAGUUAAUGAGGAGGACAAGUGGGCUCUAUAUAAUAUUGACAUCUGGCAAGAAGGAUUAGAAUGUGUCGAAUUUGGAGGAGGGUUAUGUUUGUAAAUAAAAGAAGUCAUAUUUUAUAAGCAUAAUGUCUUUUCUAAUCAUUGUCCUUAUGCUCAUGGGUCAACUUUAUGCAAAUGGUUUUUGACUGAG